GCCCCCUCAGAUGGAGUAACUGGGCCCCAGUGAUCCAGUGAGACAGUGAAGUUUGAAUAUUUCAGCUCUGCUCUGUUGAGAUGAAGCUCUGAUGAUCCCCGCGGAGCCGUCGGAUCAGAUCAGCCAUGGCGAGGUCAAAGGCGAAGGUGUACGCGUGCUGCGCGCUGAUGCUGCUCUGCGUGGUGUCUGUCAUCGUGUGUAUCGCUGUUCUCACGAAGGUGUCUCCUGUGCAGUGUCCAGAUGACACUUUCUCACGGGCUGCUGUGGCCGCAGACUCUGGGAGAUGUUCACAGAUCGGACGGGACAUCCUUCAGAGAGGAGGCUCGGCGGUAGAUGGCGCCAUCGCUGCGCUGCUGUGCACCUCCAUCAUGAACCCGCAGAGCAUGGGCAUCGGAGGAGGGUCCAUCUUCACAGUGAUGGACAGCUCAGGUAAAGUGAAGAUCAUCAACUCCAGAGAGACUGUGCCCAGGAACUUUAAAAGCGACCUGCUGCAGUCGUGUCCCAAAUCCUUCCAGAUGAUGGCAGGUAGUCACUGGAUCGGAGUCCCAGGUGAGAUUCGGGGUUAUGAAACGGCUCACAAGAUGUUCGGGAAGCUGCCGUGGGCCGAGCUCUUCCAGCCGACCAUCAAACUGGCCAGAGAGGGAUUUCCUGUCCCUCCAGUCCAAGGUCGCUACAUCCAGUACAUCGAUUCAAACGCGACCCAGAAACUACGAGAGCUGUUUUCAGAUCAGAACGGGAACCUGCUGAAGGUCGGGGACAUCGUGAAGUUUGAGAAGCUCGCUGACACUCUGGAGGAGAUCGCAGUGAAGGGAGCAGACAGAUUUUACACUGGAAGAAUAGCUGAGGAUCUAAUCAGCGACAUACAGGAGGCAGGAGGAACACUGACGGCGCAGGACCUGGCAGAGUACGCUGUAACGGUGACUGAUGCGUGGGUCGUUCCUCUGGGAGAGUACCAGAUGUACAUCCCCCCGCCCCCCGCAGGAGGCAUCAUCCUCAGCCUCAUCCUGAACAUCCUGAAAGGAUAUCACCUGAGUUCAGCCUCUCUGAGCGGCGAGCAGAAGACUCAGGCCUACCAUCGUUACAUCGAAGCGUUCAAGUUUGCCAACGGGUUGAAGAAACACAUCCGAGAUUCAAAGUUCGGCUCAGAAGAAAUGGCCAAGAAAUUCACAACGGACAGCUUCGCCGACCACGUCCGGAGUCUGAUCAGAGACGACAGGGCGCUCGACCCCGAGUUCUACAACAUGACCGGGUCUGUGGACGGCGUGGGCACCACACACGUGUCGGUGCUGGCGGAGGACGGAUCCGCUGUGUCUGUCACCAGCACCAUCAACCACAUAUUCGGCUCAAAGAUCUUCUCUCCCAGAACCGGAAUCAUCCUGAACAACGAGCUGUCUGACUUCUGCGGGCGGGUCGAUAAGAUGUUCCCCGGGGAGCAGCCUCCCUCCUCCAUGGCCCCCACUGUGCUCAAGGCCCCGUCGAAGACGCUGGUGAUUGGAUCGACUGGUGGGAGCAUGAUCACGACCGGGCUGGCCUCGGCGCUCGUGAACCACCUCUGGUUUGGAAAGAGCCUGAAGGAGGCGAUCGCUGCUCCCGUCGUGUUUGUCGACUCUGAAAACACAGCGAAGUUUGAACCCAGAUUUGAUAAGGAUGUGAUCGAGGCUCUGGUGGCUCUGGGACACAAACAGGGAACUGCCAAACAUUUCUUCAACGUGGUCAACGCUGUGGAGAAGCAGGACGGCUGCAUCUGCGCCGUGUCGGACGCCAGGAAGCUGGGCGAGGCCGCUGGCUACUGACAUCAUCACACUCUGUUUCAUCUCCUGGUCUGCUGUCAUUGUCUUAGUGUCACUUCUACUGUGAAUAUAAACGUUAGUUAUGCAAAGAUGUGAUCUGGUGACGUAAUGUGAUGUCACAAAGUCACAGAAGUAAAGGCGGGACUACUGACGAUGCGUUCGAGGAGCAGUGAGGAGCUUCUGUUGGGCUGUUUAAGACAUUUUAAAUGCUCAAGAACCUUUUUUAACACUAAAGGAGUGGAAAACAAAAAAGCAUCGUCGGUCUCUUAAUGUGACAGUGAAUUCCAGGUUUCUGCAGCAACUGAAAUGAAAUGUUGCGUCACGCCUUAACUUUAUAUCUGAAAAAAAAAAACCGUAUGUCUUAAAGUAAACUCAGGCAUUUUUAUCCACGUGGCAGUCAAAGUGUGGACAAGCAUCACGUGGAAAAAGAAGAGCUUCACCUGAGGCCAGAUGUUCCUGUUCCUCCCGUCCUGCUGCCUUCUACACGUUCUGUUUUCAGAGUUACAGCCUCCAAGUUAUUCAUCUACAUGCUGAAACAUGUGGGUUAGUCUCAGACUACCUGUCUGCUAACAGCACAAGUCUUUUCAUUGUUUUCCUUUGUGGGGAUUAAAUAACUUCAGUGUCAGCGAUCAGCUCCAGGCUGUGGGAGAAACAUCUGAUUCUCCCGGGUCGUUCCGUCUCCGUACGAUAGCAGCUCAUACGUAUCUCGUACAGACGUUAAAGUCUUAGCAAAGCCAACUGUUUUCGUAAGGAGGCCUUCGAUUUAUCUAAAUGUCUCUGACUUAUUUAUCUUCACCUUGGCUCGGUUAGUCAGACAUCUGUUCUGUAGACACAUCUACGGUAGAUUUGAGUAUCUAGGUUGCAGAGACCAUGAGAAGAUUCCUCGUAGGGCAAACGUCACUAUCCUAAUCCAGACUCACGUUUGACCCGCGAGAUUCAUGUUGUUCUCCCACACAAACUGUCCUGGGAGCUCAGGACGACUGUGAUUGGUUUAAAGAAGGUUUGGCUUUGAGUCUCAAUGAGGUCAGCAGACGAAAUAAAAUCAUUCAUAGUUUCAAUUAUGUUGUUGUAUCUGAAACAUUAUCUGGUGUAGCUGCAUAGUUUUCAGAGUUCUUUAUAGAACUGAAUGUUAUUUUACAUGUUUUUAUCGCUGUUCUUGUCAUUAUGUUGCCUCUUUAAGUUGUUUUAUUUGACUCGAUUUCGUUGUAAACGUGCGUCACCUCUCAGCGAUCCCUCGGGUACAGAUGAAGUUUCACUGAUUGAUUUCAGAUCAAUCUCAAUCUCAAAUCGAGUUCAGGCAGAGCGAAAACCAGAAAAUAUUAUCCAGUUUCACCAUAAUCACUGAUAGUCAGGAACAGGUGACGGAGGGCAUUAAAACGAUAUUGAAGGUAAAAUAGUUACAUAAUGUUGCUUUCAAUCAGUCUGUUUAAAGCUGUUAUCAUCUUGUUCUCACUCUCAGUGCUCAAGUUAAUCUUUCAUCGUUGUUUUGUUUCUCUUCAGUUGAUAUAUAAAGUGAAAGAAAUAUGGAAUUAUUUGUAAUAUUCAAAUAAAAUGUUGCUUAUUUUUGUCUGAUGUA
Molecule: messenger RNA, 3366 nt
Organism: Acanthopagrus latus (yellowfin seabream)
Lineage: Eukaryota; Metazoa; Chordata; Actinopteri; Spariformes; Sparidae
Gene: ggt5a
Product: gamma-glutamyltransferase 5a
Exons: 12
Coding region: 126-1793 (555 amino acids)
Biological process (GO): leukotriene D4 biosynthetic process; glutathione catabolic process; inflammatory response
Cellular component (GO): plasma membrane
Molecular function (GO): leukotriene-C(4) hydrolase activity; glutathione gamma-glutamate hydrolase
Source: RefSeq, a predicted model, not a curated record